CCUGUCUUUACUGAAGCCGGGUGUUUAGGACAGGUACUGAGAGAAGUAGGGACACACACACACACACACACUGUCUGGUCAGGAGCUCCAGUCGCCGCGUCGGGAAUGUUAUGAAUGACAAACGCCUUCAGGAAAUCUCUGUCUUUGUGUUUCGCUCCCUGCGUUUCUCUAGGGGUUGGGAGAGGGACAGGAAGAGGCGCAGAGGCACACUGACUCCGGACAAGCUCGGAGCCCACUCGCUUCUCGACUUUGCUUGUAGACACACACACACGCACACGCGGCAGCAGCAGCAGGAGCAAGGAUGAGCGGAGUGGCGAUCUACCGCUCAGUCUACACAGAGGAGCAGUUCGCCCGGCGCUUCGGAGGCUCCAGGGCGGAGGAGAAGGUGAGCCCGGGGCUGCAGGAGGUGGCCAGGAGGAGAUGCCUCUGCUCCGGCAACGCCGCCAAACGCUUCUGGACCAAGCGGCUGCCCUUCCUCACCUGGCUCCCGAGGUACAAGCUCCGGCGCUGGCUCAUUGGAGACAUCAUCGCGGGACUGACAGUGGGAAUCAUCCACAUCCCACAAGGAAUGUCCUUUGCUCUGCUGACCUCUGUGGCUCCAAUUUAUGGACUCUACACCUCAUUCUUCCCGGUGGCGCUGUACAUGCUGUUUGGAACGGGAAGGCACGUGUCCACAGGUACCUUUGCUGGGAUUAGUUUGAUGACCGGUUCCGUCGUGGAGCGCUUGGUGCCGCACCAGGUGGGAUGGAACGCAACGAACCAGGAAGACCCGGAGCUGGAGAAGCAGCGAAUCUCCGUGGCAUCGGCCGUGACCUUCCUCUCUGGGCUUAUGAUGAUCUGUAUGUUUGUGCUGCAACUGGGAUUCCUUUCCACCUACUUGUCCGACCCUAUCGUGAAGGCAUUCACCAGUGGGACUGCCUUCCACGUCACCAUCUCGCAGCUCAACACGAUGCUUGGACUGAGGCUCCCGAGAUUCACUGGACCCUUCACCCUCUUUAAGACGCUGGCAUCUUUGCUCGGAGCUCUCUCCAUGACAAACAUAGUCGAGCUGAUCAUUUCUCUCAUUUGCCUCGGCGUGCUCAUUCCGAUGAAAGAGAUCAACAGCCGGUUCAGACAGAAAUUCAGGACCCCCAUCCCUAUCGAGAUCAUCAUGCUUAUCGUGGCUACUGCUGUUACCUUUGCAACAUCACUUGACAAGUGCUGCAAUGUCCAGAUUGUGGGACACAUUCCUGCAGGAUUUCCGAGCCCUCAGAUGCCGGCUCUGGGCAGCAUCCCGAGUCUCAUUGGAGAUACCGUGGCGAUUACCUUCGUUGGCUAUGCUGUGUCUGUAUCGCUGGCCAUGAUAUAUGCGGACAAGCACAGAUACACCAUCGACCCCAACCAGGAGCUGCUAGCCCAUGGCAUUUCCAACACCAUCUCCUCCCUCUUCACCUGUUUCCCAAGCUCGGCUUCCCUGGCUACCAGCAACAUCCUCGAAAGCGCAGGCAGCCACACGCAGCUCGCUGGCGUUUUCACGUGUCUCGUUGUCUUGGUGGUGUUACUUCUGAUCGGUCCGCUGUUUUACUUCCUACCCAAGGCAGUCCUGGCUUGUAUUAACAUCACCAGCCUGCGGCAGAUGUUCGUCCAGUUUCAGGACCUCCCUCAGCUCUGGAGAGUCAGUCGAAUGGACUUUAUGGUGUGGGUGGUCACGUGGCUGGCUGUCAUCACCCUCAAUGCCGACCUUGGACUCGCCGUGGGAGUGGUCUUCUCCAUGAUGACCGUGAUCUACCGCACUCAGAGGGCUGACUGCUCCAUGUUGGGUCGAGCCUCGAACACUGAGAUCUACCGACCAGUGGGGGAGAACAGCAUGUGCCACGAAAUUCCUGGUCUGAAGAUACUGGCUUACAACGCUCCCAUCUACUACGGAAACAAAAACUUCUUCCGGGAUGCCAUGAGCAAGUUAAUUGGACUGACUCCGGAAAAGGUCAAAGCAAGGGCAAAGGCCAAGAAGAAAAUGGAGAAGAUAAACAAGAUGACGAUCGCCACCAUCGAAAAUGGCCUUCCACAAUCUGCCUGCUCAUCGGACAAAGACACGUCACCGGCAGGAAGUGAACAGGAAAGGAUUCAGUCAGUGGUCAUCGACUGCAGCAGCAUCAUAUUCAUUGACACAGCAGGAGCAAGACUGUUUGUUCAGAUGUGUAUGGAGUGCCAGAAAGCGGACUUGUGGGUUUAUCUGGCAGAGUGCAACAAAGAAGUUUUGAAAGUAUUGGCGUGUAGUGGCCUACUUGAUCACCUUCGUCCAGAGCAGAUCUUUGUAACAGUGCAUGACGCAGUGGUCCACCUAGAGCAAGUCAAGGAGGCAUCCACACAGAAAAGCACAACAAUUUGGGUAUGAGUGCGUGCAGUGGUUAAAGCAGGCACAUUACAAGACAUCACAUCAUCCCAUCUGGGCACGGUUAGCUGGCAAGGAUAAAUAGAUGCCCUGAAAACUGGAGCUCAGAGCAAGACUUAUUUCCUCAUCUAAAACCUGCAGCAAUUACAGAUUAAGUUGCAUUAUAUGGCGUUUUAGAGAUUGACCCAAAGUGGUCACUGCCCCCAAAAAUGGUUGUUAGGUUCAAAGGAAAGGUCACAACUAUAGUAGAAAAUGUUAACCUCUCGUGCCAACCAGACACAAGGAACUGCAGAUGCUGGUUGACCAAGGAAAAGCACAAAGUGCUGGAGUAACUCAGCAGGCCAGGCAGCUUCUCUGAAGAACGUUGAGAGGUGAUGUUUUGGGCGUGGGUUUAAGGUGAGGGGGAGAUUCAAUGGGAACCUUUUUACACAACGGGUGAUAGGUCUAUGGAACGAGCUGUCGGAGGAGGUAGUUGAGGCACGUACUAUCACAACGUUUAAGAAACAGUUUGGCAGGUACAUGGAUAGGACAGGGUUAGAGGAACUUGGGCCAAACUGGGACUAGAGUAGCUGGGACAUGUUGGCCGGUGUGGGCAAGUUGGGCCGAAGGGCCUGUUUCCACACUGUAUCACUCUAUGACUCUAUAUCUAUGAACCACUGUUUUUUUUUUUAGUUUUAGGAUUUAAAUAUACAGCGUGGAAACAGGCCCUUCAGCCCACCAGGUCCAUGCUGGCCAGCGAUCACCUGUAUGCUAGUUCUAUCCUACACACUAGGGGCACUGUACAGAGCCCAAUUAAUGACACCGGGGGCACAAUUACAGAUUAAGCAGUCUGAAGAAGGGUCUCGACCCGAAACAUCACCCAUUGCUUCUCUCCAGAGACGCUGCCUGUCCCGCUGAGUUACUCCAGCUUCAAGCUGUAUUGAACAUUUUGUUUAGAGAUCGACUCAAUAUGGCCAUUGGCCAAAAAGAUGGUUCUUGGGGAAAGGUCACACAUACGUAGAGAGCUUUAACCUCCCCUGGCAACUAUUGAAGCUGGACUCGAGGAACUGCAGAUGCUGGCUCGCCAAGGAAAGGCGCAAGGCGCUGGAGUAACUCAAUGAGUCGGGUAGCAUCUCUGAAGAACAUUGAGAGGAGAUGUUUGGGGUUGGGACCCUGUUUCAGACUGCUUAUGGGGAGGAAGAGAGGAUGUUGGUAGGUAGUAUGUUGAUGUAGGUGAGGAGAGUUUUUUUUAUAGGGACAUAGAAACAUAGACAAUAGGUGCAGGAGUAGGCCAUUCGGCCCUUCGAGCCAGCACCGCCAUUCAAUGUGAUCAUGGCUGAUCAUCCAGAAUCAGUACCCCGUUCCUGCUUUUUCCCGAUAUCCCCUGAUUUUGUUUGCCCCAAGAGCUAAAUCUAACUCUCUCUUGAAAAACAUCCAGUGAAUUGGCCUCCACUGGCUUCUGUGGGAGAGAAUUCCACAGAUUCACCACUCCCUGGGUGAAGAGGUUUUUCCUCAUCUCAGUCCCAAAUGGCCGACCCCUUAUUCUUAACAUGGCUGGACAAAGACAAGCGAUGAGAAGUCACAGAGUCAUAGAGUGAUACAGCUUCAGACAAACUUGCCCACACCGACCAACAUGUCCCAUCUACACUCGUCCCACCUGCCUGCGUUUGGUCCAAAUCCCUCUAAACCUGUCCGAUCCAUGUACAGUACCUGUCCAAAUGUUUCUUAAACGUUGCGAUAGUCCCAGCCUCAACUACCUCCUCUGGCAGCUCGUUCCAUACACCCACCACCCUUUGUGUGAAAAUGUCAUCCCUCGAAGUCCUAUUGGCACAUAAGGAUUGAAGAGUUGUGAAUUGUGAAGCUAGAGG
Molecule: messenger RNA, 4218 nt
Organism: Leucoraja erinaceus (little skate)
Lineage: Eukaryota; Metazoa; Chordata; Chondrichthyes; Rajiformes; Rajidae
Gene: slc26a10
Product: solute carrier family 26 member 10
Exons: 18
Coding region: 302-2374 (690 amino acids)
Biological process (GO): transmembrane transport
Cellular component (GO): membrane
Molecular function (GO): sulfate transmembrane transporter activity; oxalate transmembrane transporter activity; bicarbonate transmembrane transporter activity
Source: RefSeq, a predicted model, not a curated record